AGAAACACCAUCACCAGAAUAAGAGGAACAAGAACUGCAGGCGAGAGGUUGCUAAGUAAAAGAAAGCUGUUCAUUGAUUAUAUUCCCUGUAGUUUGUAAGUUGGCCCUGCUGCAGAAAUGGAGGCAACAGAAGGAGAGGAGAGUCUGGAUGAGCAGGCAGUAGCGGAACCAGUCUCUUCUGGACACCAACGGGCCUCUAUGAAGCCGAUUUGGGCUUUGCUAGAGGAAGCAGCCCAGAUAAAAUCAGAAGGAAAUGCUUUCUACAGGGAGAAGAACAUCCGCUCAGCCAUUGGCCAUUAUCACCGCGCUCUGCUGAUCCUACGAAGCCUAGACUCCAAAAUGAUGACGUCAGUGAAAGGUUUUGGACCAGAGACACCUGCUCUCACACCCGAACAGGAGACUUUACUGAGAAACACACAAGUGGACUGCUACAACAACAUAGCUGCCUGUCUGCUGCAGAAACAGAGUGUUGACUAUGCUCGUGUAUUGGAGUACAGUCUGCGGGUGUUGCAGUGGCGACCAGGUGAUGUCAAAGCACUGUACAGAGCAGGAGUAGCCACUCUGGAGAUGGGAGAUGCAGAGACUGCCAAGAAGUACCUUAUCCAGGCCUGCAGAGAGCAGCCUAAUGAUGCCAAUGUGAGAAAGUACCUGCAGAAGGUUGAGGAGAAACUGAAUCAGGAGUUACAAAAAACGAAGGCCAUGUAUCGAGGCAUGUUUUCCCCCAGCCUGAAGAGCAGCUCCACAGAGGGGAUUAGCCAAACCAAAACAACUGGCGAGGGGGUUUAUCACUCAGCUCAAUCAAAGCCUCCACUUGAGAGAGACUGUAUUCAACCUCAACCAAACGGAGAAUGUUGAGUCUUAAAUCAGUAAUGGUACCGUGUCUCUUUUACGCAUGUAAGAGGUGAGCACAGGAAAGUGAUGAUUGUAGAGAAUACUGGAAUGCAGUUGGCAGAAAAGACGUUGCUGCUGAAAAUAGAAAGGAAAUGACAGGAAAGUUAGUUUCCUAGCAACAGAGACACUGAGCUGUUUUGCAGAGCGAAAGAUCAAGAGUUGGAUAUUUCACUUGAAUGCUUCUGAAGGCUGAAGUGAUAUUCUUCAUAUAAUACUCCAAGUUCUGAUUAUGCCUCCCGUUGCACUUGGCCAGUCAGCUCUGUGAAUGUUUUUUUUUUUAAUU
Molecule: messenger RNA, 1174 nt
Organism: Monopterus albus (swamp eel)
Lineage: Eukaryota; Metazoa; Chordata; Actinopteri; Synbranchiformes; Synbranchidae
Gene: ttc9c
Product: tetratricopeptide repeat domain 9C
Exons: 4
Coding region: 118-855 (245 amino acids)
Molecular function (GO): protein binding
Source: RefSeq, a predicted model, not a curated record